Molecule: messenger RNA, 1862 nt
Organism: Scaptodrosophila lebanonensis
Lineage: Eukaryota; Metazoa; Arthropoda; Insecta; Diptera; Drosophilidae
Product: protein ILRUN
Exons: 4
Coding region: 387-1286 (299 amino acids)
Molecular function (GO): protein binding
Source: RefSeq, a predicted model, not a curated record
UCAUAAAUUGAUUUGGAAGUCCGCUAUUUUAUAUCGGGAAUGCAAUAUCGCGAUUGCCUGUUGUGAAUGGCAACAAUUAUAGAAGAAGACAUCAAUUGUACAUUGUUGGUAAAAGAAAAUACGAAUAGUAUAGUUUAAUACCUGCACUGAAACUGCACGUUAGUCUGUCCACUCAUCAAUCUACAAAGGCGCCUUUUUGCGUUGCAAAGUGCGCUCCAUUUUACCACGGUGCUGGGCCGACUUAUCAAAGUCAAACAAAACAAUAAAAGGGCACAACAUUUCAGCUCGAGGCCGAGAGGUAGCAGCCACCUGAACCGCCUAAGCAAAACAACAACAAAAGCAAAUAAAGAAAGAAGCAACACGCAAAAUAAAGAACGAACGCCAAAAUGGAUGUUGAGGAAAACUACGAGUCACAAAGUGCUACAGAGGGCCAACCGCAGUCUCAGUCGCAGCAGGGACAGCAACAGCAACAACAAAUCCAAAUAUUACAAGACAUGCAAUGCGAGCCGUUAUUUGGAACAACAAAUACCACAACAACAACAAAUCCAAUGAUGGAUACCAGUAAUAUUGCAAUACCAUUGCCUGCCCCUCCACAAAUGGUAGCCGCAGUAAUGCCCGUAUCGGCGACAGCAUCAUUAACAUCUUCCACACUACCCGCACAAGCAGCUCCAAUAAAAAGCAUCGGUUCGGCGUUGCCGACAAAUGAUUAUGAUAUUGAUUCGCUGCUGCUUCAGCAAUUCAGUUGUAUGGGCACCACAGAUCAUGAGGAUCUAAUCAGUCAGUUCCAGAGCCUCAUGAACAAUCAGAUGAACAGAGACUCGGCGCGAUUCUAUUUGGAAAUGAGCAAUUGGAACUUGCAAGCUGCAGUCGGUUGUUAUUUGGACUUUUGCGGUCUGCAAUCGUUGCCUUCAAUGAAAAUACUACAGAUUCAACAUGUGAAUCCGCAACAACAGGCUUUUCAGCUGCAAAACGAUGGCACAGAACGUUGGCCCAAUGGCUGCUACUUGACAUCUCCCAUACAGACGCAACGCAUUAAUGUGCCGUCCCUACGUCCGGGCGAAACUUGUGAUAUAUUGGCUGAUUUGAUGCCCACACAGCCUGCCAUUAUGUGGCGUCUGUGCACACCUAACGGCUGGUACUUUGGUGAAGCUAUCUGGAUGAUACCGCCAGGAACUCAGGCCAGCCAGGACGAGUUACAGCAGCGGAUGGUCCAGUUAAUUACUUCGGAGUCAAGGCCCGAGGUCUAUCCACAAAUCAAUAUCGUGAUAACUGCGCGCACACAAUGAGAACGCGCCCCCAUAAUUUAGAUUCGUACAUAAUUAUGUUUGUGUGCGCGAUUUAAAUUGUUUGCACGCCUAAAUUUUCAAUUGUUAGUUUGAAUUCAGAUCCCCCCUAUUGGUUACAGUUAUUACAUAUCUCCAUCUGGAGUCGGAAGGCGUACCAAAAUCCGUACAUCAUGAUAUUUAAAUUUUCGUGAAUCACGCAAGUUGUAGUCCAAAUUUAAAACGUUAUAUUCUAUAAGCAUAAAAUUCGCAAGUAGUUUUUUAUUUUUCCUCAAAAAGUCCCCCUAAAAUUAAUCUUAGAUUUGUAUACAAAUUUUAUACAAACAUACAUACAUUAAAAUUGAUAGCCAUUUAUUUAAAUAGAUGCUGGCGGAGUUGAUGUUGUUGACCUGGACCCAUAAGCUCAAGCCCACAGAAUGUGGGGGCUUAUGUAUGAUGAACAGCAACCGUUGUUUUGGUGUUAGUCAGCUUUUCUGGAAAUCAUUUGUGUAUAAUUUAGGAGACUUAUUAAUUUUUGCAAACCUGUAACAAAUCUAAUUCUAAGUGUUUUAUUGAGCGAAUGAAACAAGUGAAAGAACA